AUGGAGGCUGCCAUGUUGAAUUCUUCACAGCCUCAUUCUGGAAAUCGUGAGGUUGAGGUUGAGGUUGUCAGUCGUGAGUUUGAGGUUGAGGUUGAGGUUGUCAGUCGUGAGUUUGUUGGACGUUACGUUGUGACUCGAGAGUUGUUGGCGUUUAAGGUUGUCAGUCGUGAGAUUGAGGUUGUCAGUCGUGAAGUUGAGGUUGUCAGUCGUGAGUUUGAGGUUGAGGUUGUCAGUCCUGAGUUUGAGAUUGUCAGUCGUGAGGUUGAGGUUGUCAGUCAUGAGUUUGAGGUUGAGGUUGUCAGUCGUGAGUUUGAGUUUGAGGUUGUCAGUCGUGAGUUUGAGGUUAAGAUUGUCAGUCGUGAAUUUGAGGUUGAGGUUGUCAGUCGCGAGUUUGAGGUUGAGGUUGUCAGUCGUGAGUUUGAGUUUGAGGUUGUCAGUCGUGAGUUUGAGGUUAAGGUUGUCAGUCGUGAAUUUGAGGUUGAGGUUGUCAGUCGUGAGUUUGAGGUUGUCAGUCGUGAGUUUGAGGUUGUCAGUCGUGAGUGUGAGGUUGUCAGUCGUGAAUUUGAGUUUGAGGUUGUCAGUCGUGAGUUUGAGGUUAAGGUUGUCAGUCGUGAGUUUGAGUUUGAGGUUGUCAGUCGUGAGUUUGAGGUUGAGGUUGUCAGUCGUGAGUUUGAGGUUGAGGUUGUCAGUCGUGAGUUUAAGUUUGAGGUUGUCAGUCUUGAGGUUGAGGUUGUCAGUCGUGAGUUUGAGGUUGAGGUUGUCAGUCGUGAGUUUGAGGUUGAGGUUGUCAGUCGUGAGUUUGAGUUUGAGGUUGUCAGUCAUGAGUUUGAGUUUGAGGUUGUCAGUCGUGAGUUUGAGGUUGUCAGUCAUGAAUUUGAGGUUGAGGUUGUCAGUCGUGAGUUUGAGGUUGUCAGUCGUGAGUUUGAGGUUGUCAAUCGUGAGUUUGAGGUUGUCAGUCGUGAGUUUGAGGUUGUCAGUCGUGAAUUUGAGGUUGAGGUUGUCAGUCGUGAGUUUGAGUUUGAGGUUGUCAGUCGUGAGUUUGAUGUUGUGGUUGUCAGUCGUGAGUUUGAUGUUGAGGUUGUCAGUCGUGAGUUUGAGUUGAGGUUGUCAGUCCGUGAGUUUGAGGUUGUCAGUCGUGAGUUUGAGGUUGUCAGUCGUGAAUUUGAGUUUGAGGUUGUCAGUCGUGAGUUUGAGGUUGAGGUUGUCAGUCGAGAGUUUAAGUUUGAGGUUUUUGAGGUUGAGGUUGUCAGUCGUGAGUUUGAGGUUGAGGUUGUCAGUCGUGAGUUUGAGUUUGAGGUUGUCAGUCGUGAGUUUGAGGUUGAGGUUGUCAGUCGUGAGUUUGAGGUUGUCAGUCGUGAGUUUGAGGUUGUCAGUCAUGAAUUUGAGGUUGAGGUUGUCAGUCGUGAGUUUGAGGUUGUCAGUCGUGAGUUUGAGGUUGUCAAUCGUGAGUUUGAGGUUGUCAGUCGUGAGUUUGAGGUUGUCAGUCGUGAAUUUGAGGUUGAUGUUGUCAGUCGUGAGUUUGAGUUUGAGGUUGUCAGUCGUGAGUUUGAUGUUGUGGUUGUCAGUCGUGAGUUUGAUGUUGAGGUUGUCAGUCGUGAGUUUGAGUUUGAGGUUGUCAGUCGUGAGUUUGAGGUUGUCAGUCGUGAGUUUGAGGUUGUCAGUCGUGAAUUUGAGUUUGAGGUUGUCAGUCGUGAGUUUGAGGUUGAGGUUGUCAGUCGAGAGUUUAAGUUUGAGGUUUUUGAGGUUGAGGUUGUCAGUCGUGAGUUUGAGGUUGAGGUUGUCAGUCGUGAGUUUGAGUUUGAGGUUGUCAGUCGUGAGUUUGAGGUUGAGGUUGUCAUUCGUGAGUUUGAGGUUGUCUCUCGUGAGUUUGAGGUUGAGGUUGUCAGUCGUCAGUUUGAGGUUGUCAGUCGUCAGUUUGAGUUUGAGGUUAUCAGUUGUGAGUUUGAGGUUGAGGUUGUCAGUCGUGAGUUUAGAUUCGUCACAGGUCAGGUGUUUGACUCAGCAGAUGUUCCGGGAAGGACGCUACUGAUGGAAGCCUACAAGGAUGCUACUCUUCAUCCUCAUGGAUAUCUAAAAAAGACCUCCGUACAACUCAAGACAGUUAUGGCUGUGACGUCACAGUCUAAAAAGUUCCGGGAAUAG
Pecten maximus is the source of this 2142-nucleotide messenger RNA. RefSeq names its product TSK-associating protein 1-like. NCBI's taxonomy places the organism in Eukaryota, Metazoa, Mollusca, Bivalvia, Pectinida, Pectinidae. The coding region runs from base 1 to 2142 and encodes 713 amino acids. The record is from RefSeq and is a predicted model, not a curated record. The transcript has 6 exons.